GACGAGUUUGCGCUGAUUGCCUGCGCAAACGCAGAGGUCUCAAUACUGAUUGCAUUCACCUGCUGCAGGCUGCGCGUCCAUGGUUUCAUCUUUGUAGAGAACAACUCUCUGAAAAAGCGUGGGAAUGAAGAUGAAAUCCAAGACUUUCUCGGCAUUACUUUUAAUGUUUUAUAUCGGAUUUGUACGGAGCAAACCUUCCUCGUUGUCUUGUCCCAGUGGACAAUUCGUAUUGAAAAACCAGUGUGUUGGAUGUCAUCCCACCUGCACCGAAUGUUUCGGUCACGAGCUCUUCGAGUGUACCGCCUGCGGAGUAGAUGGAGAUGGGUCGGAGCGGUUCCUUGACCAGGUGCGCUGUCGCCUCCACUGCCCCCGGGGGUUCUACCCCAACCGGGAUCUAUACGCCUGCCACCCCUGCAUGCCCCACUGCGAGCUGUGCGCUGAUCCCCAUGUCUGCGCCAAGUGCGCGCAAAACUACAAACUCCAGAGGGGGCUGUGCCAGAGAGCGGACUGCGGAGAGGGCCAGGUUGAAGACCCUGAUAGUGGGGAGUGCGUUGACUGUGAGAUGGGAUGCAAAACCUGUUCACCAGAUGACCCAGAACUGUGCAGCAGCUGUGUGGCAGGAUACUUUCUGUACAGGCAGCGGUGUCGGCGCAGCUGCCCACAGAGGACCUUCGCCGAUGGGGACCGGGGCAUGUGCGUCAGCUGCCCCGAACCGUGCGCCGACUGCAGGAGCAAGACCCUGUGCCUGUCCUGCCAGGACCAGCACUUCCUGUCCCAGGACGGCUGUGUGAAGCGGUGCCCGGUGGGCUCGUUCGGGGACCCCAGCAGCCGGCGCUGCCAGGCGUGCCACAGCUCCUGCCUGGCCUGCCACGGCCUGCGGGCGCUGGACUGCGACAUGUGCCCCGACGGAAACCUGCCCCUUUACGGCCAGUGCCCCGCCGCCAGCUGCCUGCCCGGCCAGUACUACCACGGGAUGGGGAGCGAGUGCCAAUCGUGCGACGUGUCCUGCAAGACCUGCUUCGGCCCUCAGGCCCUCGACUGCUCUGCCUGCCGUGAAGGGUACUUCCUGGACCAGGAGGGCUCCUGUGUGGAGCACUGCCCUCCCGGAUUCUUCUCCAACUCGGGCACGGGCCUGUGUGAGGGCUGCUCCCCAAACUGUCAGACCUGCGAGGAGGCCAGCGACCGCUGCCUCAGCUGCCAGAAGGGAAACUACAGGCUGUUUCUCCACCAGGGGGCGUGCCUGUCCAACUGCCCCGACGGUUUCGUGGAGAGCGCAGAGGGCCGGUGCGAGGCCUGCGCCAGCCCCUGCCUGACCUGCGACCAGACGGCGUCUCAGUGCCUGUCCUGCGCCCCUGGCCGGUACCUGGAGGAGGGCCGCUGCUCCUCCAACUGCUCCCUCGGGAGCUACGCGGCCCAGGACGGGACCUGCAGGCGCUGCGGAGCCCACUGCAACGCCUGCGCCGACGCCCACAGCUGCUACAGAUGCAGCUUCCUGUACCUGCUGCUGGACGGAGAGUGCAAGGCCAGCUGUCCGGAGGGCUUCUUCGAGGACCUGGACGAGGGACGCUGCGUCCCCUGCCACUCCACCUGCGGCACCUGCUCCGGGCCCCUGCAGGACGACUGCGAGACCUGUUCCCCCCAAAGCCCCAAGCUGUACGAGGGCACGUGCUUGGAGGGCUGUCCCACGGGCACCUAUUACGAAACCAGUGCCGGGGAAUGUCAGGAGUGUGACCAGACGUGUGCGGAGUGUUCCGGGCCUCAGCCCACCUGCCUGCGCUGUCAGAAAGGCCUGGUCCUGGACCCCAACACCAUGCUGUGUGGCGUCACCGGCGACUCGCGCUGCCCGCCCCGGACCUUCCUGCAGCAGAACCAGUUCACCUGCCGGGCCUGCCACCCUCACUGCGGGUCCUGCGACGGCCCCGGCGCCUCCGACUGCCUGACCUGCACGACGCCCAGAUUCCUCCACAACGGCUCCUGUGAGAGCGAGUGCCCCGUGGGCUCCUUCUCCUCCAGCGAGCAGGCGGAGGGCACGGAGCUGGGCCUCUGCUCCCCCUGCGACCGCGUCUGCGCCUCCUGCUCCGGAGCCUCGCCCAAGGACUGCCUGACCUGCUCCUCCGGCCUCCUGCACCUCCUCAACCUCUGCCUCUCCCACUGCCCCACGGGGUACUACGCCCAAGGGAGCCGCUGCGAGAGGUGCGACCGCUCCUGUGAGCUGUGCUGGGGCCCCGGGCCGGGCUCCUGCCUGGCCUGUCCUCACCACCUUCUGGAGCUGCAGGGCACCAGGCUGUGUGUGGAGCGCUGUCCCAAGAGGUUCUACCAGCAGGGCCACACCUGCCAGCAGUGCCACACCAGCUGCAAGACCUGCACAGACGGCACGCCCCAGGGGUGUCUGACCUGCGACUGGGGGAGCACACUGCAGGAAGGCAUCUGCUACCCACGCUGCGAGGAGAGACGCUACCUCUCUGAGGAGGAGCAGUGUGAGCUGUGUGACGGCUCCUGCAGACACUGCUUCGGUCCCCGGCCGGACCAGUGCCUAACCUGCCCCCCCAACUCCGCGCUCCACGCGCUGGAGAACCGCUGCGCACGCUGCUGCCAGGCGGCCUCCAACGCCACGGACUGCUGCCUCUGCGAUGCCAACACCGCGCUGUGCGUGGAGCCCCCCGGGCCAGUGACAGAGAGGGGCCACUCUGCGGUGAACCUCAGCACCCGCAUGCUCCAGCACACCCCCACCGCUCUCCCCGUCUCCUUCAUCGCGGUCCUGGGCCUGGCGCUGGCCGCGUACGGCCUGGUCCAGGCGCGGUCCAGGAAGAGGCUGUGCUGGAACGACCGGUACGAGAGGCUGACCGGCGGCGGCCGGCUGGAUUGCGAGCGCAUGCCCCACGGCGUGCCCGACCCGGAGGACAGCGGGGACGAGGUGGACGUGGUGUACGCCAGCCACGACGGCACCGUCUACCGCCGCUACAACUUCCUCCAGGACCGCCACCCGGAGUGCGACCCGGAGUGCGACUCGGAGCCGGACGAAAACACCCAUCUGAACAAGCCUUAGAUUCCAGGAAUACAUUUCAGAACAAUGCCUGAAAGGGAGCUGUUCACUGUGUUUAAAAAUGAUCCCCCCUCCUUUUGUCGUAGGUUUCACACAUUUUUUUUUUAUAAAUGUGGAUGAAAUUUGGAUCAAAAAUACCAUUUAUUUUUUUGGAGCAAAGAAUAUUUUGAACUACAGUGUUUAGUUUGGAUGGAUCCUCAACCGAUGUUGAAUUUGAUGUUCUAUUAAUUUGUGC
Molecule: messenger RNA, 3278 nt
Organism: Conger conger (European conger)
Lineage: Eukaryota; Metazoa; Chordata; Actinopteri; Anguilliformes; Congridae
Product: proprotein convertase subtilisin/kexin type 5
Exons: 16
Coding region: 125-3046 (973 amino acids)
Source: RefSeq, a predicted model, not a curated record